Molecule: messenger RNA, 2466 nt
Organism: Dujonia railenensis
Lineage: Eukaryota; Fungi; Ascomycota; Pichiomycetes; Serinales; Debaryomycetaceae
Source: the annotation of a GenBank genome assembly
AUGUUAAGAAAAUCAUUGAAGAUCAACAAAAGCACACUUAAUUUAGGAGCAGUAAUACACCAGUACAAUAUUCAAACACUUCAGAUCAAAUACUCAACGUUAGCUAUGUCCUCCUCCGCUGAUACAAGCUACUGCUCAGAGAUUUGCUCGUCGCCAACUUAUGCCCGCCCUUCGACACAGGUCAAAACCAUAAUAAGACCAGAACCUAGCAAUACAUUAACGCCAGGGUUGAUAAACUAUAUUCAGAAUACCCAAUGGAGCUCGACUUUUGAUGAGAGCCAAGAGCAACCACAACUAGAUGAAGUACGACCACAGACUGAAAUACUUUUAAGGGAGUUCGAAAUGGACGCGAUUUUCUCCGAUGAGGUGCCCUUAGAUGGUCCGCUAAGUACUUCACCGAGUAGUUCUAAGGAGAAGGUUCAAAUACCGCAUCCAGUACAAGACGAACCGCAGUCAGUUGUGAAACCUAUAUCUCCUUUGCGCCUGUCUCAAGUGCAGAAUAUACCCCCACAGAGUAAACUGGUGCACAGAAUUACUUCUCCUAUAUCAUCUCCUUCAUCGAAGAAGUCAAAAACUUCGUUUGUUUCCGCCAGACAGUUUUCUACAGUUACCAGACAACAAGCUGCUACCUCCAAUUCAAACCAUACGAUACUACUCGCAACUCAGAAUGCUCCGAACGAUAUACAAGAUCAGCAUAAUAAAGGAAUUUUGGCCCCAAAAGUAGUCAAGCCAAUUAUUUUAUCCAAAGAACAAGAGCAUGUCUUGAAUUUAGCAUACCAUGGCACUUCACUUUUUUAUACAGGUUCUGCUGGAACUGGUAAAUCCAUCUUACUUAAAGCCAUGAUUAAAUCGUUAAGGAAAAAACAUGAACCAGGCACCGUUGCGGUUACUGCAUCUACAGGAUUAGCUGCAUGUAAUAUUGGUGGUACUACUCUACAUGCAUUUGCAGGCGUAGGAUUGGGUGACAUGGAUUUACCUAAAUGCUUAAAGAAGAUUAAAGCGAAUAGAUCAGCUUAUACAAAAUGGCUCAAAACAAAAGUGUUGAUUAUUGAUGAAGUCUCUAUGAUCGAUGGGAAAUUCUUGGAUAAGUUGAAUGAAAUUGCAAAAACUUUAAGAAAGAAUCAAAGGCCAUUUGGUGGAAUUCAAUUAAUAGUGUCCGGAGACUUUUAUCAGUUACCACCUGUAACUAAACGGUCUGUUCAGGACAAUUUAAAUGGAGAUUAUUCCUCUCUUAUAGAAGAAACAGUGUUUGCGUUUGAAAGCAUGGCGUGGAAAGAAACCAUUGCCUGCACAAUUAUAUUGAAGGAAGUUUUCAGGCAAAAGGGUGAUCAAGAAUUUGUAGAUAUGCUUAAUGAAAUGAGAACUGGAAAAGUCAGCAAGACUAACGCUAAAAAAUUCCAAUAUUUACAAAGACCUUUGGCUAGCAACGAUGGAAUUGAACCUGCGGAAUUAUUCCCAACUAGAGCCGAAGUUGAUAAUGCUAAUCAUCAAAGGUUGCAGACCCUCACAGACAAAGCACUUGUGUAUCAAAGUGUAGACACUGGCACUCUCCCCGCACAAAAGAGAUUCCUUGUGCUUAAUGAUUCUCUUGCCACUCCUAGAUUGUUUUUGAAAAAAAAUGCUCAAGUGAUGUGUAUCAAAAAUUUUGAUGACACUUUGGUGAAUGGCUCGUUAGGUCAAGUUGUUGACUUUAUGGAUAGAAACACGUAUAUGGCCUACAGAGAGAUGAAGGAAACAGAUAAAAGUGCUGAAGAAAUUCUGGAAUUGGUUCUGAAGGAGAGGAAAGGUAAAGUUGUGGACCUACCUGAAGAUGAAGAUACUAAUGGUAUUCUGGAAAAUAUCCCCCUUAGUGAAUCUGUUUUCAGCUACAUUGCCGAUAUGAAGGGUCCAGAUAAUGGUUCACUGCAAGAUUCAGGGGCAUCCACCUUUGAAGCUAACAAACAAAGAAAAUUGGAGUUGUUAAAACAAUUACACGAAACUUCUACGCUUAGAAAGUAUCCAUUGGUUAGAUUUUUACUUCCUGAUGGAUUUAAUCAUAGAGAGGUUCUUGUCGAACCCGAAGAAUGGACCGUUGAAGAUGAAUCUGGAACUGUUCUUGCAAGACGUAUUCAACUCCCCCUUAUAUUGGCGUGGUCUCUUUCAAUCCACAAAUCACAGGGUCAGACACUUCCCAAGGUGAAAGUAGAUCUUAGAAGAAUUUUUGAGAGAGGACAGGCUUAUGUUGCUCUUUCCAGAGCAUCUUCCCGUCGUGGGUUACAAAUCCUCAAUUUCCGGACUGAUAAAGUAAUGGUGCAUGAAAAGGUUAACAGGUUCUAUAUGACUUUAUUGACUGCUGAGGAAAUUCAAAAUGAAGAGCAAAAUGGCAAGGAGAAUAUUGAAUUCAAUCAAAUAUCAGGAGGGUCUGCGGCGACACCAAUUGCAAUUGAAAAUAAACAACGACCCAAGCGGAUAGACGAUUACUUUUAA